GACACAGUUUCACUCAUAGGACACCAUGAAGCUGUGGAUUUAUCUUCUUUAUCCAUCUCUUCUUGCUUGUCUGUCUCUACAGUCCCAAUCACCAAUGCCCACAGUCAGGGGCUCUUGUGACACUCUUUGCAAUUGUGAAGAGAAGGAUGGCAUUAUGCUAAUAAAUUGUGAAGAAAAAGGCAUCACUAAAUUAUCCCAAAUAACUGUGCCACCAUCACGACCUUUCCACUUAAUUUUAUUAAAUAAUGGCUUGACAAUGCUUCACACAAAUGACUUUUCUGGGCUUACUAAUGCGCUUUCCAUACACCUUGGAUUUAACAACAUUGCAGAUAUUGAGACUGGUGCAUUCAAUGGCCUUGGGCUUCUUAAACAACUUCACAUCAAUCACAAUUCUUUGGAAAUUCUUAAAGAGGAUACCUUCCAUGGUUUGGAAAACCUGGAAUUUUUGCAAGCUGAUAAUAAUUUUAUUACAGUAAUUGAACCAAGUGCCUUCAGCAAGCUCAACAGGCUGAAAGUGUUAAUUUUAAAUGACAACGCUAUUGAAAGUCUUCCUCCAAACAUAUUUCGAUUUGUCCCUUUAACCCAUCUAGAUCUUCGUGGAAAUCAGUUGCAAACAUUACCUUAUGUUGGUUUUUUAGAACACAUUGGCCGGAUACUGGAUCUGCAGUUGGAGGACAAUAAAUGGGCCUGCAAUUGUGAAUUAUUGCAGCUAAAGAAUUGGUUAGAAAACAUGCCUCCACAGUCUAUAAUUGGGGACAUUGUGUGCAACAGUCCUCCUCUUUUCAAAGGGAGUAUACUGAGUCGCCUGAAAAAGGAAUCUAUUUGUCCUAGUCCACCACUCUAUGAAGAACAUGAGGACCCAUCAGGAUCUUUGCUUGCCAUAACAUCUUCAGCAGGUGACAGCCGCCUAUCAACCAAGAAUACAUCUGUUUUAAAACAACCUACCAAAGCACCGGGUUUGAUACCUUACUUUACAAAGCCAUCUACUCAGCUUCCAGUACCUUACUGUCCGAUGCCUUGUAACUGCAAAGUCCUCAGCCCAUCAGGACUUCUAAUCCACUGUCAGGAGCGCAAUAUUGAGAGCCUGUCAGAUUUACAACCUCCUCCACACAAUCCCAGGAAGCUGAUUCUUGCAGGCAAUAUUAUUCAUACCUUAAUGAAGUCUGACUUGGUGGAGUAUUUCACCUUGGAAAUGCUUCACCUGGGAAACAACCGUAUUGAAGUUCUUGAAGAAGGAUCGUUUAUGAAUCUAACAAGACUACAGAAGCUCUAUCUCAAUGGCAAUCAUCUUACCAAACUAAAUAAAGGCAUGUUUCUUGGUCUUCACAGCCUCGAAUAUUUGUAUCUUGAAUACAAUGCAGUAAAGGAAAUAUUACCUGGGACCUUCAACCCAAUGCCUAAACUGAAAGUUCUUUAUUUAAAUAACAACCUCCUCCAAGUUUUACCACCACAUAUAUUUUUAGGUGUUCCUCUAACUAGAGUAAAUCUUAAAACAAACCAAUUCACCCAUUUACCUGUAAGUAACAUCUUAGAUGAUCUUGAUUUGUUGACCCAGAUUGAUCUUGAGGAUAACCCCUGGGACUGCUCCUGUGACUUGGUUGGAUUGCAGCAGUGGAUACACAAGCUUGGCAAGAAUACAAUAACAGAUGACAUCCUCUGCACCUCCCCAGGGCAUCUUGACAAAAAGGAACUAAAAGCCCUCAACAGUGAACUUCUUUGCCCUGGUUUAGUGAAUAACCCUUCACUGCCAACUCAGACUAGUUACAUUAUUGUCACUUCUCCCACAAUGGCAACUGAUACAGCUGGGACUAUUUUAAGUUCUCUCACUGAUGCUGUUCCCCUAUCGGUUCUAAUAUUAGGACUUUUGAUUGUGUUCAUAACUAUUGUAUUCUGUGCUGCAGGAAUAGUGGUUCUUGUCCUCCACCGUAGGAGAAGAUAUAAAAAGAAAAAGGUGGAUGAGCAAAUGCGAGACAACAGUCCUGUACACUUGCAGUACAGCAUGUAUGGUCACAAAACAACCCAUCACACAACAGAAAGACCGUCUUCCACUCUCUAUGAGCAGCACAUGGUGAGCCCCAUGGUUCACGUCUACAGAAGUCCAUCUUUUGGUCCAAAGCAUUUGGAAGAAAUUGAAGAAAGGAACGAUAAAGAAGGAAAUGAUGCAAAACAUCUUCAGAGAAGCCUGUUAGAACGGGAAAAUCAUUCACCACUUACAGGUUCAAAUAUGAAAUACAAAACUACAGACCAACCAACAGACUUCCUAUCCUUUCAGGAUGCAAGCUCAUUAUACAGGAACAUUUUGGAGAAAGAAAGAGAACUUCAGCAACUGGGCAUCACAGAGUACCUAAGAAAAAACAUUGCUCAACUCCAACCAGAUGUGGAGGUUAACUACCCUGGAGCACAUGAGGAGCUGAAAUUAAUGGAAACAUUGAUGUACUCACGACCAAGGAAGGUAUUGGUGGAGCAGACUAAAAAUGAAUAUUUUGAACUCAAAGCUAACUUGCAUGCUGAACCUGACUAUUUAGAAGUCUUGGAGCAGCAAACAUAGAGGGGCUGUUUGUAGUCAUUGGCAGAAAUACUGUGAUGCUGACUUAUGUCCAAACCUUGGAAAUAAGUGCCUUACAUGGUUGUCAUCAAUCAAAAUUCAGCACAGCAGUAAUACUAUGGGAGAUAAAAGAGAAGGUGAAACUCAGGGAUUGUUGAGGAGCCAUGGCGUUAUCUUCGGGCAAUUAAGCCUGUUUCAGAUAAAACAAGCCCUUGCACAUAACUGACGCAAGGACUAUACUAGCAUUUCUCUAUAUAUUUCAAAGUAUUUCAUAGAAUUCCUCUUGCACACCAAAAGGGUUGAAUAUCUAAAUAGCUCCCGUUUUCUUGAAUACUUUAACCAUGGCUGAAUAAAAUUAGAUUUCAUCAGUUAAGAAUAUACCUGUAUAAUAUAUAUGUAUAUAGUAUGUAAGGGAUAUAGUCACAAUCAACGUAUAUGUCAGAAAUUUUCAUUGUCACUAAAUUUUUCACAAUAAAACAAAAAGUAAUGGAAUUUAAAUUUUAAAAAGGCAACGGUAAAUAAAAAUGUAAAUUUUGUAAUUAUAUGGGCCAUUAGUGAUUCAGCAUUCUCAACAAAGAAUAAA
Molecule: messenger RNA, 3128 nt
Organism: Acomys russatus (golden spiny mouse)
Lineage: Eukaryota; Metazoa; Chordata; Mammalia; Rodentia; Muridae
Gene: Slitrk6
Product: SLIT and NTRK like family member 6
Exons: 1
Coding region: 26-2548 (840 amino acids)
Biological process (GO): positive regulation of synapse assembly; regulation of presynapse assembly; axonogenesis
Cellular component (GO): membrane
Molecular function (GO): protein binding
Source: RefSeq, a predicted model, not a curated record